AAAAUAUUUGAGGGAUGUUCAAAAUACAAUGAAUCAGAACUUGAAUUUACAUCAGCAAAAGCUGCAGCAAAAGUCUCAAUGUGGUAAUACAGAUGACAUAGAAUCAUAUGCUAAGCCACAUCCUAUUGGCGUUUUAAGUGAAGUCAAAUAA
Funneliformis mosseae is the source of this 151-nucleotide messenger RNA. The record is from the annotation of a GenBank genome assembly. NCBI's taxonomy places the organism in Eukaryota, Fungi, Glomeromycota, Glomeromycetes, Glomerales, Glomeraceae.